This is a messenger RNA of Gossypium raimondii (Peruvian cotton), 3657 nucleotides long. RefSeq names its product disease resistance protein Roq1-like. Gene Ontology annotation, molecular function: ADP binding; protein binding. Gene Ontology annotation, biological process: signal transduction; defense response. The transcript is spliced from 6 exons. The coding region runs from base 135 to 3500 and encodes 1121 amino acids. The record is from RefSeq and is a predicted model, not a curated record. Lineage: Eukaryota; Viridiplantae; Streptophyta; Magnoliopsida; Malvales; Malvaceae.
UUUUUAACUCUCACCUUCAUGAAAAGAACAUAUCACCCGGCCCUCUUCUAUUUUUCAUAUGUUUUUCCUCAUAUAUUCAUUAUUUUCUGAUUUUGAACACCAGAUUGAAAUAUCUUCUCCUUUCAUACAUCCUCAUGUUGUCGUUACCUUCAACUUCUUCCUCCAUUUCUAGAAAAAAAUACGAUGUUUUCUUGAGUUUCAGAGGUGAAGAUACCCGCAGCAACUUUACCGAUCAUCUCUAUGAUGCUCUAAGUAGGAGUGGGAUCGUCACUUUCAGAGAUGAUCCAAAGCUGGAGGCCGGCGAAGAGAUCGCACCUGAACUCUUUAAAGCAAUUCAGCAAUCAUGGUGCUCGGUAAUCGUUUUUUCACAAACUUAUGCCUUUUCAAGUUGGUGCUUGGAGGAGCUUGCUGAGAUUGUUAAACAACAUAACAACGACGGCCAUAAAGUGUUUCCAAUUUUUUACCAUGUUGGUCCAUCUGAUUUAAGAAAACAAAAAGAGAAAGUGGAAGAAGCCUUUGCCAGACAUAAAGAGAGAUACAAAGAAGAUAGUGAGAAGAUCCAAAGAUGGCGAAAUGCUUUAAUUCAAGUGGCUGGAAUCAAGGGAUGGCAUUUAAAUAAAAGGCAUGAAUCAGAAUUUAUUAAAGACAUUGUCAAGAAGAUAUCAGCAAAACUAUGUCAGACAUAUCCAGCUACUCAUAGCGACUUGGUUGGAAUUAGUGAACGCUUGGAGGAUUUAUAUUUGAAAAUAAACAUUGGGGAAGAUGAUGUCCGCGUUAUAGGAAUUUGCGGAAUGGGUGGCAUCGGUAAAACGACACUCGCAAGAGUUGCUUACACUCAAAUGUCACCUCAUUUUGAAGGUAAAAGCUUUAUUUCUGAUAUUCGAGAAGUUUCAGACAAAUGCGGGCUAGUUUCUUUACAGAAACAACUUCUUUCACAGAUCUUUCAUGGAAGGCACGAUUGGUUCGGAUUAGGAAGUAGAAUCGUUGUAACAACAAGAGAAGAACAUUUGCUUCGGUCUUGGCCAGUUGAUGAUAUGUAUGAGCCCACAACAUUGAAUCCCAAAGAUGCGCUUCAACUUUUCAGUCUGAAAGCUUUUCAUAGUGAUACAGUGCAGAAAGAUGAUUUCAUUGAGCUUUCUAAACAUGUUGUAAAUUAUGCUGGUGGGCUCCCUCUAGCUCUUGAAGUUUUGGGUUCCUUUUUGUGCGGUAGAGAUGCUGCUCAAUGGAGAAUUUUGUAUAUUUUGAAGUUCAUUUUUGUUUUGUUCAUGGAUAUUAGGAAAUCGAACAAGAUGCUCAAUUUGAGUGUGGAUACCUUCUUGAAGAUGAAAAAACUGAGAUUGCUCAAAGUGCUUUGCCUUUCAAAUUGUAAUGAUCUCAAAUAUCUUUCUAAAGAACUACGACUUUUAGAUUGGAUAGGAUACCCUUUAAGAUACUUGCCUUCAAGCUUUCAACCGGACAACCUUGUCGCACUUCUUUUACCAUGUAGUCACAUUCAACAACUAUGGAAGGGAAAUAGACCCUUGUUUAACUUGAAAAUAAUGAACCUCAGAGGGUCUCAAAACCUGAUCAAGACACCAGACUUCACAACAGCAUCAAAUCUUGAAGUUUUGAUUUUGGAAGGUUGUACCAAAUUAGUGGAUGUUCAUCCAUCAAUCGGGGUGCUUAAGAGCCUUAAACUUUUGAAUUUAAGAGAUUGCAGAAGUCUUAGGACUCUUCCAACCAAAAUUGGAAUGGAAUCUCUAGAAACAUUAAUUCUUUCGGGUUGCUCAAGUCUUGUAAGGUUUCCGGAGAUUGAUGGGAAAAUGGAACGUCUAAAAACUCUAGAUCUUUUCGGUUGUUAUAGAGUGGAAAACUUAUCGGAGAAUUUGCAGCAAGCAAAGUUUUUGGAAGAGCUAGACUUGAGUGAAACAGCCAUAACAGAACCACCAUCCUUCAUUUUUCAAUUUAAAAAUCUUAAAGUUCUGUCUUUCAAUGGGCGCAAGGGACCAUCAUAUAAGUUACUACCAAAUUUGCCUCCUCUUCUCAAGGUAAUCCAAGGAAGAAGGACGAAUCCCAUGGUUCGGAUGUUGCCUUUGUUGUCAGGUUUGAGUUCUUUAAGAGAGCUAAAACUAAGGGACUGCAAUCUUUGUGAAGGAGAUAUUCCACGUGAUAUUUCUGGUCUAUCCUGUUUGGAAAAACUUGAUCUUAGUGGUAACAAUUUCAUCAGCAUGCCUGCAUCUCUUACUCGACUCUUGAAGCUUGCAAAUCUUAUAUUGUCAAAUUGCAACAUGUGCACUUUUGGUGAAGCAGAUACUCAUAGUGAUAUUUCUGGUCUAUCCUCUUUGAGUUAUCUUAAUCUUAGUGGUAACAAUUUCAUCAGCAUACCUGCAUCUCUUACUGGACUCUCAAAGCUUCAUGUUCUUGACUUGUCAAAUUGCAACGUGUGCACUCUUGGUGAAGCAGAUAUUCAUAGUGAUCUUUCUGGUCUAUCCUCUUUAAUAAGUCUUGAUCUUAGUGGUAAUAAUUUCAUUACCAUUCCUUUGGCUCUUACUCAACUUUCCAGGCUCAGAUUGCUUACAAUGUCAGGUUGCAAGAUGCUUAAAUCGUUGCCUGAGCUACCAACAACUAUAGCAGUUGUGACUAUAGAUGGUUGUUCUUCACUUGAAGUAGUUGCAAGUCCAUCAAAAGUAUGCAAUUUAGCGGGUUGUGGUGACAUUCGUGCCAUUAACUGCUUCAAAUUGGCUGAGAAAAUCAAUGCAUUAACACUGCUGAAAGAACAUAUUAAGGCGGUUCGAUAUCCAAGAGAUUGUUUUCAUGGUGGCAUCGUUGAUAUUAUGAUGCCCGGAAGUGAAAUUCCAGAAUGGUUUAGCCAACAAAAAAGUGAUUUUUCAAUUAAGAUACCCCUACCUAUCAACCUUUGGAAAGAUAGUCAAUGGAUUGGAGUUGCUUGUUGCUGCAUUUUUGUCAAUAAUGAUGCUUCAAGGAACGAGUGUAUCCACUGUGAUGGAUCUAUUUUUCGAGGUAAAAAUUGUCGACCAAUCUGUCAGAGAAACCGGUGGGUAGGUCAACGCUUUGACAAGCCCAUAAUGAAAGAUCACCUUUUUCUUCGUUAUUUUCCGCGUGAUCAAUCAUAUCCAUUUUCCUUGGAGGAUAAAUAUGGUGACUGUGAAACCAAUAAUUUAUGGACAACAGAUUGCUUAGAUCAACCAUGCGAUGAGCUUGAGUUGUCUUUCAGUGCCGAAUUUGGAGAAGGUGAACCUUAUGUUAAGGUAAAGAAGUGUGGUGUUAGAAUAGUGUACAAGAAAGAUUUGGAAGAAAUGAAAGAGUUGCAGUGCCAUACCACUCCAUCUUCUCCAAAAUUUGAACACAUCCACCAACACUCUGUUCACAACCAUGGAUCAGUAGGUAGCAGUUCUCACAUAAAACGGAAACGUAAUAUCUAUGAGGAAACGGAGGAAGAAGAGCCGCAACCAAAACGGAUGCAAAAUUUUUUCAAUUUUGUAAUGGGCCAAUCAAGAUAGAAGCAUUAACUGUGGUAAACUACUUAACCAACCUUGUCCCAUUAAUUUUUUUUUGCGAAUGUGAUAUAUCCUUCAUACUCAUAUUCAACAUGUACAUAUCUCAAAUGUUUUAUACCAUUUAAAAUUUUAGUCACUUAAUUCAUUCCUUUUUACAUAA